AUGGCUGUGACCAUCACCUCCACACCCCACCCCACCACCCUCCCCAACGAGACAUGGCGUUGUGAACCAACGCCUGUGGACUUUCUCCAGAGAAUAAACAGCAAACAAGAGCAGGCUUCUCCACACCGAGCUGCGUGCCCGAAGAAAUGCCAGCCUGAGCUCUGCCCAUCAUCUCACCUGCUGCAGCGGUGCCCGGCAGGUCGGGCCAAGGACUCCUGCGGGUGCUGCUGGGAGUGUGGGAACGCCGAGGGUCAAUUUUGCGAUGUUGACCCCUCCGCUGGUUUGUACGGGCGUUGUGCAGAGGGCCUGAAGUGCCGCGUCCCUCCCAAGCAGAAGUCCCACUUCCUGUCUGGAGAGGAGAGGAAAGAGGAAGUAGAGGAGGCGCCCAGGCCAGUCUGCGUGUGCGCCCGCCAGGACGUGCUGUGUGCCACUGAUGGGAAUACCUAUGAGAAUAAAUGCCAACUGCGCAGCGCCCAGCACAACAUGGCUCCCGGACAGGAUAAGCCCACCCUGGCACACUAUGGGCCGUGCCGAUCACGGCCAGUGAUCACGAUGGGACCACAGGACAGCCACGUCUUGGAGGGCAGCGAUGCGGUUUUUGUGUGUGAGGUCUCCUCCUUUCCCCUGGCCACCGUCCACUGGACCAAGGAUGGAGAGAACAUUUUGCUUCCUCCCACUGACCCCAACCUCGCUGCACAGGCUCGCAGAGGCCCCCAGCGCUUUGAACUGAGCGGCUGGCUCCAGAUCCAAGGGACGCGGGCGGCCGACGAGGGCGUAUACGCGUGCUGGGCCAGGAACGCCUUCGGAGAGACGUCUGCCUCGGCCAGAUUGCAGGUUCUAAGGAAAGGCUGGGCGAGUGACACAUUCGGCAUGAUGGACGAUGAGGAGGGCGAAGAUGACGAAGAUUAUGAUGAGGGACACUCUAGUGGACAUAUGUAUGUGUAA
Engraulis encrasicolus (European anchovy) is the source of this 945-nucleotide messenger RNA. It is a transcript of the gene kazald2, whose product is annotated as Kazal-type serine peptidase inhibitor domain 2. Gene Ontology annotation, cellular component: extracellular region; interstitial matrix. The record is from RefSeq and is a predicted model, not a curated record. Gene Ontology annotation, molecular function: insulin-like growth factor binding. The coding region runs from base 1 to 945 and encodes 314 amino acids. The transcript has 5 exons. Gene Ontology annotation, biological process: regulation of cell growth; regulation of signal transduction. Lineage: Eukaryota; Metazoa; Chordata; Actinopteri; Clupeiformes; Engraulidae.